Calypte anna (Anna's hummingbird) is the source of this 6254-nucleotide messenger RNA. RefSeq names its product fibronectin type-III domain-containing protein 3a-like. Gene Ontology annotation, molecular function: protein binding. The transcript is spliced from 27 exons. The coding region runs from base 228 to 3803 and encodes 1191 amino acids. The record is from RefSeq and is a predicted model, not a curated record. NCBI's taxonomy places the organism in Eukaryota, Metazoa, Chordata, Aves, Apodiformes, Trochilidae.
GCGCAGUGCCCGCAUUCCAUCAUGGCGGAGCGGCGGAGCGGCGGGCGGCAGCGCCGGGGCUGAGGCGGGGGCUGCGGUGCCGCGCUCGAAAGAAGACUGAGGGACAGCACACUGCUCAUACUGCAGCAGGCACUGGCUGUGUAACAUUUAUCAAGAGGAGCAAAUUCAAGUCAAGAGAGUGUCAAGGGUGGUUGAUGUGAGCAGCUGUCAAUGAAUGGUUUCCAGACAUGAUGGCUGACCAGCCACCUCCCUUAGAAGCCACCCCGAUCUUGAAUGAAGUGCCACUUCUACCUCACAUGGUUAAUGGGGACAGCAUACAACAGGUUAUUCUUGUGCAGGUAAACCCAGGUGAAACCUUUACAAUUACAACUGAAGAUGGACACAUGCAGUGUAUUCAAGGUCCAGCACAUGUUCCUAUGAUGUCACCAAAUGGUUCUAUGCCACCCAUAUUUGUGCCUCCUGGUUAUGUAUCUCAGGUGGUGGAAGAGAACGGAGUUCGUAAAGUGGUGGUGCUGCCCCACUCAGCUGAAUUCCACCCUUCCAUGCAUCCUCCUCCUCCUCCUCCCCACGUGCCACAUUACAUGCACCAUCACCACGCCUUGCUUCCCCACCCACCUCACCCAGUGUACCCCCCAGUUCCUGGGACAGGAGAGCUGCCACCACAGUUCAUCCACCAGCACCCACCACCCCACGUUUUCCAAGAACAAGAACCUCGUUCUCAUGGCAGGACAAACUUCAUCCAGCGAGAUGAAAGGAGUCUCAAAAUGCAAGAACACCUGAAGAAAAGACUAAAAGACAGACAAGCUGGUGGUCAUACUAACAAUAAACUUAACAGUCCUCCAUCUUCUCCCCAUAAAGUUGUUAAUUCUUCCAGUGCAACGAUUCAGAAUGGAAAUGGAAAGGGACAGCAAGGGGCAGGAGGACCACUAAAGCAGAAGCAGAUAGGAAAAACAAAGGGCAGCCCAGACACAGAGAUGGGAGAAUCUGACACAGAAUCCAAGAAAUGUGAUAUUCACUUGAGCAUUGGCAAGCCAGUCGUUUCUGAUAUACAAGCAAGAUCAGCCGUUCUGUCCUGGAAUCUCCCAGUUAGUUCACAGAAUGGAGAGAGCCAUAGUCAUAGUCCAGCAGCAUUUACAUUUGAAGUAGCAAUAUCCAACAGUGGUAAAAAUGGAAAAUUUAAAUCUGUCUAUGUUGGGGAGGAAUUAACAAUAACACUUCCUGAUCUCAGACCAGCAACUGAUUAUCAUGCCAGAGUUUCAGCAACCAGCAGUUCCAUCAAAGAAUCCAUUUCAGAAUUGGUGAGUUUCACCACAGAAAGUUGUGAGCCAGACUGUCCUGCAGCACCAAAGCUCAUUAACAGAACCAAGAACAGCCUGAGCCUGCAGUGGAAGUCCUCAAAUGACAAUGGUUCCAAAAUAACUAAUUUUCUUUUAGAAUGGGAUGAGGGGAAGAAUGGACCCUUCAAAGAAUGCUACUACGGGCACCUCAAGCAGUACAAACUUACCAAACUCUCUCCUUCUACAAAGUACUCGCUCAGAUUGGCUGCUAAAAAUGACAUUGGAAUGAGUGGCUUCAGCGAGACGGUGACGUAUCACACAGCAGGAAUUGUCCCCCCAGCCCCUUCCCCACCAGUGCUGGUGGAAGCAGGAGUGACCUGGCUGGCUGUGAAGUGGAGCCCCCCCAGUGGGGUGUCUGCAGAAGAGUCACUCACUUACACCUUAGACAUGGAAGAAGAAGGUUCUGGUUAUGGCUUCCAGCCACAGUACAAUGGAGAUGAACUCUCAUGCACUUUAAGAAACCUUAGGAGGAGUACAUCCUACAAGUUCAGGCUCUUUGCCUACAACAGUGAAGGAAAAAGCAGUCCUAGUGAGGUGGUUGAACACAGCACCAAUCCUGACAAACCUGGACCCCCAAGUAAACCAGUUGUAAAGGGCAAGAUCCAUUCUCACAGUGUGAAAGUGUCCUGGGAACCACCCAGAGAUAAUGGAGGGUCAGACAUUUCUAAAUACUUUUUGGAAAUCUCUGAGACAUCAGUUGGCAGUAAAUGGGACACAGUGUACAGUGGUUCCCAGAGGGAACACGUGUGUGAUCACCUCAAGCCUGGCACUUCAUACAGACUGAGAGUUCACUGUGUCAGCAGAGGUGGGGAAAGCCAGGCUUCUGAUGUUACGACUGUUACCACAUCAGCUGUUCCUCCAGGACCCUGUCAUGCUCCCUGCCUGGCAGGCAAAGCUAAGCCCAAGGAAAUCACUUUACAGUGGGGCCCACCAUCCAUUGAUGGAGGUUCAGACAUUACAGAAUAUAUUAUAGAGAUGGCAAACUCUGAAGAAGAGGAACACAGACAAGUGUAUCAGGGCCCAGCCCCUGAGUGUGUAGUGAACAAUCUCCUGCCAGGGAGAACAUAUUGCUUCUGGAUACGAGCAGCAAAUAAAGUUGGGUUUGGCCCUCACUCUGACAAAGCAGAGAUCUCCACUGCUCCAGGACCCCCUGAUCAGUGUUGCAAACCCUUGCUCACCUGCAAAAGUGCAACUUGUGUUGUAGUUUCAUGGGAGAGCCCUGCCUGCAAUGGAGCAGAGAUCAGUGAGUUCAGACUGGACUGGGGACAGGUGGAAGGCUCCAUGCACAUCAUCUACACUGGCUCUUGCCAGAGCUAUGAAGUGAAAGGUCUCACACCUGCAACCACAUAUUACUGCAGAGUCCAGGCUGUCAAUGUGGCUGGAGUUGGGUUGUUUGGUGAGACCAGUGUGGUGACAACCCCUGCCUCAGUGCCUGCAGCUGUGUCAGUGCUGCACCUACUUGAAGAAGAUCAAAUGGAGAUUUCUCUGCCUUUAUCAACGUGCCUUGCAAUUCACUGGGAAGAGCCAUGUUGUCAUGGGUCAGAGAUCACUGGUUAUAACAUAGAAUAUGGGGAAAAGCAGCUUGUAAGUGUUGGCAGAAGCACAAGCCAUGUCCUUGAGAAUCUGCUGCCUGACACUCUGUACAGAAUUAGAAUACAGGCUGUAAACAGCUUGGGAGUUGGUCCUUUCAGUCAUUCCAUUAAAGCCAAAACGAAACCACUACCUCCUGACCCUCCUCAUCUUGAAUGUGUGGUCUUCAGCUACCAGAGCCUUAAACUCAAAUGGGGUGAAGGUCCUAGCAGAGCUUUAAUUACCAACCCUACACAGUUCAACUUGCAGAUGGAGGACAGGUUUGGCAGGUUUGUUACUGUUUAUAAUGGUCCUUGUCACACCUACAAGGUACAGCGACUCAGUGAAUCCACUACCUACUACUUUAAAAUCCAGGCAUACAAUGAUGCUGGGGAGGGAGAGUUCUCUGAAGUUUACGCUUUCACUACAACCAAGUCUCCACCUGCAUCUCUUAAAGCACCCAAAGCAAAUCAGCUGGAAGAAAACACUUUUGAAAUCACAUGGGAACCUUUACAGCCAAUGAAAGGAGAUUCCAUUGUUUACAUCCUUCAGCUUGCUGCUGGGAGAGAGUUUGAUCAGGUGUACAAAGGACCCGAGACUUCCUUCCGCCUGACGGGGCUGCAGUCAAACUGUGAAUACCGGGCUCGCGUCUGCGCCGGCCGCCAGUCCCAGGACUCUGCUGGCUCCCAGGAACUCUAUGGACCUUACAGUCCCAGCACGGUGUUCUCAUCUCAGAGGCAGGAGCUGGUUCCCCACCCUGCUGGGGUCACCACGGAGCUGGCAGAGAGCGGGAAGACGCUGCGUGAGGAGCGUUUCAUCGCCAUCGUCCUGCUCUGCGGGUUUGCCGUGGUGGCCAUUUUGUUUGCUGUCGUUAUCCAGUACUUUGUGAUCAAGUAGAGAGGGGGAGCCUGCUCAGUACUCAGCUUUUUCUGUACAGCAGGCUCUUUUGGGGGUAUUUAUGGUUAGUUCUAAUGAAAAAUCCUAGCUGGGGAUGUAGAGAUCCGUGCGUUUCCACUUCUGCUGCUGGCUGCCCGGUGAGGCUGGGUUGGCAGAUCCUUCCCAAGUACUGAACACAGAUUUCUUGUAGAAAAGGGGUAAUCCUGGGUCCUCUGUAAUCAGGGUCAGCUGUUCAUAAAACAGCCAAAACUGCCUUACCGUGCCCCCCGGGGGGUGUGCACGCUCCCCCCCCUUCUCUCCCAGUUGGCAGCAAGGGCCCCUUGGCCAGCUGGGCAGGGAGGGUGUUGGUAGAACAAGUCCUCUCCCAGUCCAACCAGUCCAGGGGUAGUCAGGCUGUGGUGGUGAAUCAGGUGUUGUAGUUUGGUAACCACGAGAUGCAGCAGCACAAAAGCUUCAGCUUAGAGCAGUCAGUCCUGCAUUGCAUAGCACAUCUAAUAGCCCGUAGGAGGAAAGCAGAGUAUUUGACUUAGCAAUAUUACUACUUUUAUUUUAUUUUUUGUCCUUUUUCUUUCUUUUUUUUUUUUUUUUUGCAGUUAUUUUUAAUACUCCAGUAAUAACCAUUUCAAGUGUCUGAAGGCAGAGGGUGCCAGCGUUUCUUUUAGGAUUUUAAUCCCAGUGCUAGAGGAGGCAGUGGGCAGGAUGCCCUGCAGGUGCAGCCAGGGGGACAGGUCCCUUUGUCACCUCCCUUUCUGACUCCAGUGCUGUCUGCUGGUGGCCAGCAGCUCUUGGCCCAAAUCCACAUUUCACUCUCAGUGCCUGAGAGAAAAGUAAUUUCCUGUGCUUCUGGUAAAAUCUUUGCAGCCUUUCCAGAACAGCACAGGUGUUGUCUUUAAGGAGAAAAGAGUGCAUUUAUGAUAAAUGUUACACUAUUUGGCUCAAACUGAGCAAAUGUUGUUUUGUUUUUUUUUGUACUAUUAUUAACCUAAAAAAAAAAAAAAAAAUUAAUAAAAAAGUUCAACCUGCUUUUGGAUGCCCUUCUAACUUAAUCUGAACUCUCCAAUUGUACAUGAAAGAACUCUUUUUAGAUGACAUUUAUACAGUGUUUUAAACAACUUGCUACCCCAGGGGUAGCAGCUUCACAUUCCAUUGUUUUCUAGAUGGGAAUGUUCAGCCUGCUAUGGACUUUUCUGAAACUUGUCCUGUUUGUCUGGGGGUGGGGGGUUUUCUUGUGGCUUUGGUUUUAUUUUUAAUUUCUUUUUUUUUUGUGGACACUGUGCACUACAAAUGACUGUUCUUGUUAAAUCUGCUUUGCAAACCCCCCUAACCAUGAGUUUUUACAGCUCUCUUCUUUAUAGCAAACAUGUUGAAAGCUGGAACUUGCCCAUUUCCAACCUGGCUCAGAGUGGGUCUUCCCAAUAACCUUUGGAACACGCCCUGGAAAGGCAGAUUUUAGAGGUAUUUUUGCAAAGACUACGGCUACACUUUAUGUAAAACAUCAGAGCAAUGCACUUGUAUGUGGAAUGUUGGAUGUGAUAGUGCUACAGGCAAAGUAUUUCUAGUAAUUAAUCACUUUAAGGGUCUUUUCUUCUAUGGCAGUUGAUGAAUAAUGUUGCGUUUAGAGUUGGAGGCAUUGUGUUGUAUUUCAGAUGUGGAAAACCUAAGUUAUGACAUAGUAUGGCUUAAUACUCUUUUUAAAAAAAAAUAGAUUUAUGGUGCAAUCUGAAAUUAAUCUUUUUCAAAAUGUACUCUUCGUUUUGUACUCUAUUUAUUUUGAUUAAAAGUCCUGGAAACAAAACAAAACAAAACAAACCACAAAUGUAUGUUUGAAUGUAUUGUUCUACUUGUAGCAGAACUUUAAGUUAAUCAUUUAUUAUAUCAUAGAAAUCUCUCCCUCCAGUGUUGGAAAGAGUUUUAUACAGAUAUUAGUCUUUAGUUUGCAGGAGAGUUUACAAUCUGUUGUUGCUUCUCUUCAUAGUCUCCUUUUAGCAGAUAAGACUUCAGCACACCUCUGUUGCCAAAGGGUUAUUCCUUUAACUCUCAGAACCAAGUUGGUAGAGGUUUAUUUGGCAAUAAAGUUUCUGGUCAUUUUAAAAGCUGAAUUAGGAUUGCAGAGUAAAUACUAACAAGUCCUGACUCCUAAAAAAAAUAAUUAAAAAAAAAAGUGAAAGAAAAUGUCUUUUGUCAUUGCCACAGAAUUUAUUCAUGCUUCCAGAAACUGCCCUCAGCAGCCUCCCCUGAUAUGGAUUUUAUCUCAGCUCUUACCCAUUCCAGAGCAAUAUAUCCUCGUGGCAUUAAUGUAUUUUAGGUAUCUUCAGUUUUUCUUGUAUUGUAAUUUUGAGGUAUCUCAAACUUAUGUUAAAGCUGCCAAGCGUUGUAUUACUAAAUUGUAACUAUCAAAUAGAUAAUAUAUUUAAUACAGCCAAUAAAUAAUACAGAUGUAUUCAGAUUUGA